AUGGGGAAACUGCUCGCGUUGGAGCUAUACAACUUCAAGUCAUACAAGGGCCAUCAUGUCUUGCAGUUCGGCGACAGCUACUUCACGUCCAUCAUCGGGCCCAAUGGAUCUGGCAAGUCCAAUUCCAUGGACGCCAUCUCCUUCGUGCUGGGCAUCAAGUCGUCUCAUCUGAGAUCGUCUCACCUAAAGGAUUUGGUCUACCGCGGUCGGGUACUGAAGCAUUCCAAGAUUAACGCUGAUGGAACUGCGACGGACGACGCGCCGAAUGGCCCGAUCAAUGGAGACGCCACCCAAGGCGCAGACGAGGACGAGGAGGUGGUGGACACACAGGCCAGCAGCCAGCGCAAUGACCCACAGACUGCGUGGGUCAUGGCUGUGUAUGAGGAUGACGCUGGUGAGGAACAACGCUGGAAGCGCAGUAUCACUGCGAGUGGCCAAUCCGAGUAUCGCAUCAACAACAAACCUGUUUCAGCCAAGGCGUACAACGAAGCUCUAGAGGCAGAGAACAUCUUGAUCAAGGCGCGCAACUUCCUUGUCUUCCAGGGUGAUGUUGAGGCUAUCGCAUCGCAAUCACCCAAGGACCUGACGCGCCUGAUAGAGCAGAUCAGUGGCUCGCUGGAGUACAAAGCAGACUAUGAGAGACUGAAGCAGGAGAAUGAGGCAGCUGCGGAGGAACAAAAUUACAAGGUCUCACAACGCCGCGGCGUAAGGGGAGAAGUCGCGCAAUACAAGGAGCAGAAGGACGAACUUGACAGGUUCGAGCAGACACGCGACGAGAAAGACCAAGCAAUCGUCACACACGUGCUGUGGAAGCUCUUCCAUUUCCAGCGUACGAUCGAAGACAGCACAGCGGAAAUUCAGAAGCAUCAGGCCGAGCUGAAAGAGUUCAGACGUAAUGUGCAGAAGUUCCAGGACCGUCUCGAUGCCGCGAAGCAGGAGCAAGCCAAGGCUGGUCGUGAAGUCGACAAGUGCAAGCGCGAGAUCAAGCGAAAGGAGAAGGAGAUUGAGGAAAAGGACAACGCGCUGGUGCCGGUUGACGAGAAGCUUUCGAUUCAUUCUGCCAACAUGAAAAAGUACGAGGCACGCAUCAACGAGAUUACGAAGGAACGAGAGACACAACAACAGGCCGCGAACAAGAUGCAGAAAGAUCUCAAAACUGUACAGACUGCGCAAGAGCGCUGGGAGAAGGAGUGGAAAGCUCAGCAGCAGAAAGCUGGACGCGAACUCACUGACCAGGAUCUCAAAGAGAAAGAGCGGCUGAUGCAAGAGCUCUACAAGCGGACGGGUUCUGAUCAGAGCAAAAUCGACACCAUCAAUCGUCAACUCAAAGCGGACGAGGAGACUGUCAAGUCUCUCAAGACAAAGCUCGAUAGCACCGAAAAGAUUGCAUCCAACCUAGAGGACGAAAUCAGCAGUCUGCAACAGAGGCGAAGUGAUGUUCAGCGCACCGUGAAGACUACUAGCAAAGAGAUGGAGGCCAAGAAGGUUGCUAUCAACACGAUUAUCAGCGACCGAGAUCGAACACGGCAGAAGUGGCGUGAGCUCGAUGAGAAAUUGCAAAAGUGUCUCGAGAGUCUUGACGAGGCCAGAGGUUACCAAAGAGAGACGAACAAGGAGAGAGAGCAGCGAGAACGAAUCAAUUCGCUCAAGCGCAUCUACCCCGGCGUCCGUGGUAUGCUCGGCAGUCUAUGUCGGCCGAAGCAGAAGAAGUACGAAACCGCCGUAUCAACAGUGCUGGGCCGUCACUACGAGUCGAUUGUCGUCGACUCUGAGAGGACUGCCCAGGACUGCAUUGCCCACCUGAAAGCAUCACGAGGUGGCCAGGCAACCUUCCUUCCACUGGAUAGCAUCAUUCAUCAGCAGCCCAAUGCGAACCUCCGUGGGAUGCAUCAAGGCAUGCGCUUGGCCAUUGAUACAAUGGACUACGACACGAACUACGAGCGUGCCAUGAGCUUCGCUUGUGGAAAUGCCAUCGUCACCGACACCGUUGCCAUUGCCAAGAACCUGGUCUACAAUCGAAAUGUUGACGCCAAGGCGGUCACCCUUGAUGGCACCAUAAUACACAAGGGCGGCAACAUGACCGGAGGAGAAGGCAAGCACGACAAGCAGCGAAGAUUUGACGAUGCGCAUGUCGAGACAUUGCAGCAGUUAUCCGAGAAACUCCGAGCUGAAAUCGAUGAACUGCCCAAGGGACACAAGCGCCAGGCUGAGGAAGAGACACUGCGUUCAGAGCUUACUGGUCUUGAAGCCAAGCUUGCAUAUGCACAGGAAGAGCUGAAGACGCUUGAUCGAAAUAUCGAGAGCAAGACUCGCGAGCUUCAACACUUCAAGGAUCAGGUUUCUGACACCAGCAAGCGGUACAAGGAUCAAUCCAGUGGUGUUGAGAAGCUUCGACAAUCGCUCGAGGAGCACACAUCCUCUGUCGCAGAGGUUGAAGACGAAGUGUUCGGCGCGUUUUGUCAGCGGCUCGGAUACGAGAGCAUCCGGGAGUACGAACUGCAACAAGGCGCACUGCAGGAAGAGGCUCAGGAGAAGAGGCGAGAAUUCAAGAGCCAGAUCUCCCGACUUACCAAUCAACUCGCGCUGGAGAAGCAGAGGUUGCAGAGCACCGAGGCGAGACUUAAGGCCAUUCAGACACAGAGCAAGCGCGAUGAGGACUUGGUAGCCGCACUUCAAGCUCAGCGCGAGGAGAUUGUCGGCGAACGCGAAGAUCUGGAGGGAGAAGUCGAGGAGCUAAACGCGAAGCUCGAAGAACUCGAUAACGCGUUCAAAGAGCGAGGCGUGAAGACAGAAGAAGCACGUACAGAGCUCGCGAAGAAAAGCAAAGGCCAAGAAAAGACCAUCAAGGAGAUCACCAUUCUCGAGAGCGAGGUACAAAAGGCAAGCUCAUCGCGGUACAGUACUCUCCGAACGUGCAAAGUCGAGAACAUCACGCUACCACUCGAGCGGGGAAGUCGAAAGGUUGACGCACUGCCAAUGGAGGAGUCUGCCAUCGAGGAAGAUGAAGACUCCAUGGACGUCGAUGACGAUGAAGGUGCUUCCGCACUUCGCGUGAACGACUAUGGUAUUCAGAUCAGCUUCGAAGACCUGGAGGACGACCUGAAGGAAGACGACAGCGAAGAGUGCGAAACUGGUCUCGCCGAGAAGAUCACCAACCUGCAGUCUGCCCUCGACAAGAUGGCGCCCAAUAUGCGCUCUGCAGAACGCCUGGAAGCCACAGAAGCUCGCCUGGACACCUACGAACAAGAAUUCCAGCAGGCCACCAACGCGGCAAAGAAGUCGAGCAAGGCGUUCAAUGCUGUAAAGACCAAGCGCAGCGAGACCUUCACCAAGGCAUUCCAGCACAUUUCGAAACAAAUCAGCUUGGUCUACAAGGAGCUCACCAAAACCCCAUCCUUCCCGCUCGGUGGCACUGCAUCCCUGGAUGUCGAAGACGACGAAGAGCCAUAUCUGGCCGGAGUGAAGUACCACGCUAUGCCACCUCUCAAGCGAUUCCGUGAUAUGGAGCAUCUUUCUGGAGGAGAGAAGACGAUGGCGGCUCUGGCUUUGCUCUUCGCAGUACACACCUACGCGCCUAGUCCUUUCUUCGUGCUGGACGAGGUUGAUGCUGCGCUCGAUCAUGCCAACACUACGCAGCUGGCGCAGUACGUCCGAGAGCAUGCUGGACCGGGUAUGCAGUUUGUAGUGAUUUCGCUCAAGACUGGUCUGUUCCAGAAUAGUGAGACGUUGGUGGGGAUUAUGAGGGAUCAGGCGGUGAAUAGUUCGAGGGCUUUGACGUUGGAUCUACGAAAGUACCAAGUCGUCUAA
Fulvia fulva is the source of this 3807-nucleotide messenger RNA. RefSeq names its product Structural maintenance of chromosomes protein 1. Gene Ontology annotation, biological process: sister chromatid cohesion. The transcript has 2 exons. Gene Ontology annotation, cellular component: cohesin complex; nucleus; chromosome. The record is from RefSeq and is a predicted model, not a curated record. Lineage: Eukaryota; Fungi; Ascomycota; Dothideomycetes; Mycosphaerellales; Mycosphaerellaceae. Gene Ontology annotation, molecular function: ATP hydrolysis activity; DNA binding; protein binding. Bases 1 to 3807 code for a protein of 1268 amino acids.